Molecule: messenger RNA, 484 nt
Organism: Procambarus clarkii (red swamp crayfish)
Lineage: Eukaryota; Metazoa; Arthropoda; Malacostraca; Decapoda; Cambaridae
Source: RefSeq, a predicted model, not a curated record
GCUGCACCGCCAGGUCACCAUCAUCAUGAAGGACACCACUGGCAGCAGCAGCACCCCGCGCGACGAGGCCGGCGGCCACCCCGCGCCUGCCGACGACGACACCGAGGCCAACCAGCGGUUGAUCAACCAGCUUAGAGCACGCAUCGUCGAGCUCGAGAUGCGAGGCGACCACCUCAUGGACGAGAAGGUGGAGUUGGAGCGCGCCUUCAGGCUGCACAAGGAGCACGAGACAGAAAUUGCCGAGUCUCUGGUGCAGAGAAUACGCGAGCUGCAGGACGCUGGCGCCGAGGUCAACAUCCACACCGUUCCCUGCCAGGCGCACCACCUCGCUCUCCCGCCUGACCACAGGUGAGUUACACGACGCGUCACCUGACCUCACUGUCCCUCCUGAAGACUGGGGCAGCCCAGUAGGAGGCCUGGUCGACGACCGGGCCGCGGGGACGCUAAGCCCCGGAAGCAUCUCAAGGUAACCAGCCCUCCCCAU